CUCGCGCCCUCCCCCUCCCGGCCCAGUCUGCGGAGGCGCGCCUUCCUGCCCACCCCGAGUUCGGGGGCUGCUGCCGCGGGAGCGUUCUGCCUCGCGCCGGAGGCCCCCAGGCGUGGAGCUGCGAAGCCAUCGGCAGCGUCUGGCGCUUCUGAGCUGUGGUGGGCGACGACCUGCGGGUUUCCUCCAGCCGGGGAGGACGCAGAGCGGAGGCGGAGGCCGAGGCAGUUUUUAGGCCUUAGGCCCGGCGGGCCGGGGCUGGGGAGACGCGCCCAGCAUUCGCCAUCCCGGGCGCGUGCGGUCCUCUUGGGACCUCGCCGGCGACCCGUAGCUCGGGCACGCGCCUGUCGCAGCCCGCAGGAAGGAGGGGUGCGGCCUGAGGCCCGGGGCGGCGGCCGCCAUGGAGAUCCCCUCGGCCCAGGGCCGGCGCCUGGGGCCUCGGGGGCGGCCCUGACCGCCCUCCUCCCUGCCGAGGCCGGGUCGCGGACGUGCCCCCUGCGGCCUUCGGCCACCUCUGCGUCUCCGCCCUCCCCGGGCCGCGCUGCUGCGUGGGCGCGGCGGCGGCGACGGCGCCCUGUUGAAUGGGCUGUGAGGGCCCAGGUUUAAAGCGCUGGCGAACGCGGCCUCCGGGGGCGCAAGGCAGCAGCAGCGGUGGCGACCAAACGGGUGUUGGAGUUGGCGGCGGCCAUGGAGGGCCUGGCUGGCUAUGUGUACAAGGCGGCCAGCGAGGGCAAGGUGCUGACCCUGGCCGCCUUGCUUCUCAACCGGUCUGAAAGCGACAUCCGCUAUCUGCUGGGCUAUGUCAGCCAGCAGGGAGGGCAGCGCUCCACGCCCCUCAUCAUCGCGGCCCGCAAUGGGCACGCCAAGGUGGUGCGCUUGCUGUUAGAACAUUACCGGGUGCAGACUCAGCAGACUGGCACCGUCCGCUUCGACGGGUAUGUCAUUGACGGUGCCACCGCUCUUUGGUGUGCAGCAGGAGCCGGCCAUUUUGAAGUCGUUAAGCUUCUAGUCAGCCAUGGAGCCAACGUGAACCACACCACAGUAACCAACUCAACCCCCCUGCGGGCAGCGUGCUUUGACGGCAGACUGGACAUUGUGAAAUACUUGGUUGAAAAUAAUGCCAACAUCAGCAUUGCCAACAAAUAUGACAACACCUGCCUGAUGAUUGCCGCAUAUAAGGGCCACACCGACGUGGUCAGAUACCUUUUAGAACAGCGUGCUGAUCCCAAUGCUAAAGCACACUGUGGAGCCACGGCACUGCACUUUGCAGCUGAAGCCGGGCACAUCGAUAUCGUGAAAGAGCUGAUAAAAUGGCGUGCUGCUAUAGUAGUGAACGGCCAUGGGAUGACGCCCUUAAAAGUAGCUGCCGAAAGCUGUAAAGCCGAUGUCGUCGAACUGUUGCUCUCUCAUGCUGAUUGUGACCGAAGAAGUCGGAUUGAAGCUUUGGAACUCUUGGGUGCCUCCUUUGCCAAUGACCGUGAGAACUAUGACAUCAUGAAGACGUACCACUAUUUAUAUUUAGCCAUGUUGGAGAGGUUUCAGGAUGGUGAUAACAUUCUGGAGAAAGAGGUUCUCCCGCCAAUCCAUGCUUAUGGGAAUAGAACUGAGUGUAGAAAUCCUCGGGAACUGGAAUCCAUUCGGCAAGACAGAGAUGCUCUUCAUAUGGAAGGCCUUAUAGUUCGGGAACGGAUUUUAGGUGCUGACAAUAUUGAUGUUUCCCAUCCCAUCAUUUACAGGGGAGCUGUGUAUGCAGAUAACAUGGAAUUCGAACAGUGUAUCAAGUUGUGGCUGCAUGCCCUGCACCUGAGACAGAAAGGUAACAGGAAUACCCACAAGGAUCUUCUUCGAUUUGCUCAAGUUUUCUCACAGAUGAUACAUUUGAAUGAAACUGUGAAGGCCCCAGACAUAGAAUGUGUUCUGAGAUGCAGUGUUUUGGAAAUAGAACAGAGUAUGAACAGAGUAAAAAAUAUUCCAGAUGCUGAUGUCCACAACGCUAUGGACAAUUAUGAAUGUAAUCUCUAUACCUUUCUGUAUUUAGUGUGCAUCUCCACCAAAACCCAGUGCAGUGAAGAAGAUCAGUGCAAAAUUAACAAGCAGAUCUACAACCUGAUUCACCUUGAUCCCAGAACUCGGGAAGGUUUCACCUUGCUGCAUCUAGCUGUCAACUCGAAUACCCCGGUUGAUGAUUUCCACACCAAUGAUGUCUGCAGCUUUCCAAAUGCACUCGUCACAAAGCUGCUAUUGGACUGUGGUGCUGAGGUGAAUGCUGUAGACAAUGAGGGGAACAGUGCCCUUCACAUUAUCGUUCAGUACAACAGGCCCAUCAGUGAUUUUUUAACCUUGCACUCUAUCAUCAUUAGCCUGGUUGAAGCUGGCGCUCACACUGACAUGACGAAUAAACAGAAUAAGACUCCACUAGACAAAAGUACCACUGGGGUAUCUGAAAUACUACUUAAAACUCAAAUGAAGAUGAGUCUCAAGUGCCUGGCUGCCCGAGCAGUUCGGGCUAAUGACAUUAACUACCAAGACCAGAUCCCCAGAACUCUUGAAGAGUUUGUUGGAUUUCAUUAAGUGACUGGAUAUGUAAAAUCGUUUAAUGUGGUGCUAAAAAGUAAAGGACUUUAAUCACAGACAUUAGAAUUAUGUGUUCAUAAAUUCUACUUUUCUUUCCACUACCCUUCCUCCCUGCCCAUCCUUCCUUAGUUCUGUAUUUGGUCUUUUUGCCUCAUAACGGUUAUUGAUUUCAAAUACACUUUAAACAAAGCCACAUUGUUUAGGUGUAACUAUAAUCUAAGGUAUCUGGAUAUUGGUCACUUAACUUUUUUUUCUUCUUCGUUUGUGUCUUUUUCUUUCUUAUUGAAGUAUAAUUGAGAUACGUUAUAUCAGUUUCAGGUGUACAACAUAAUGAUUCGACAUUUGUAUUUUUUUUUUUAAGGAAUGAGUAUAAAAUAUUUUGUUUAUGUAACAAGGGACAUUUAUGAUUUGAAGUUGAUAAUGUUUUAAAAAACUGCCUACAAAAAAGUAUUUCUGUUAAGCCUGUGUCAGCGUGUUAUCCUUGCAGCAGUUUUGAGGAUCUCCUGAAGAAAAACAACUAAAAAGGACCAUUAAAAGUAACGGGAUGCCCAGGUGUUCUGCACGUGCCAAACCGCUGCAGGUAGUUUUCGCUCUUCCAACAUUUAUGUGGAGUGAUACAACACAUUAUAACAUCAGGAGGAUUUCAAAAAAAUAUAGCUGCAGAUUAGUCUGAAAAUGUGCUAAUUUAAUAAUAGUUACACAUUUGUUAAGUUAAAUCCAUUGAAAUUGUUGCAUUAUGCUGGGUGGUAUAUACAAAGUAGUAAUAAUCUUAAAGCAGUUUUUCAGAGAGUAUUGUUGGACUACUUGCCUUCAGGCUUAAAUUCUAAAAUUCUUUGAAGUCUAUUUUAAUGUACUUUCUCUAAAUUGCAGCAGUCUGCAUUUGACUCAGCUCACAGACAUGUAAAAAUUAUGAAUGCUGUGUUUUCUUAUGAAACAAAUUGUUAUAAUAGAGUUAUACGUUCUAUUUUUGUCCCUUUCUCCCUUUCCUCCUGUGUGGUCUCUUUUAAAAUUUGGAAACUGCUUUUCCAGAGGGCAUUGUUUGUGUCCCCCUAAUAAGGUGUUUUUGACGGAUGUAAAAGGAACCCAGGAUAUUUGUAAUUUUUUCGCUUUCUUUACCUUGUCCCUUAUAACUAGUAGGAAAAUCACUAGUAUGGUUUAGGAAAUUAAAUGGUUUUGAUGAUAAAAAUAAUUUGCAAUGCUCCUUUGAAGGGUGUUUCUGUGAGAGGUGCAAGUUUUUCAAACACGAAAUGUCACGGAUCCUGAUAGGCUAUGCAGAGGUCUCUGUGUUUUUUCUGUUCUGUUUUAAUGGUAGCAUUUUAACUGUCAGACUAAAAGAGUAUUCUGUGAUUAUCUUUUAAGCAUCACAGAAAUUCAAGUAAAGGGUACACACCUAAGUAAAAUUAGCUAUAUCUGUAUUUUUCUCUCUAGUGCCAAAUGAAUGCCUUAGCUACUCAUAGUGCAUGGUACUGUAAGUGAAGACCUGCAGCUUUUUUUUCUUUAAUGAAAAGCAUUAUGAUUAUGUAGUAACAUCAGAUAUAAACUAAAAAAAAAAAAAAACAGAAACAACCCUCCCCCCCAAACUUGUAUGGUUUCAGUGGUCAUUUUAUGUAUGCGUAUUGUUUUGUGAAGUAUAAGAGAAGGGUUGCAGUUGGAUCAGUAGUAAUGACCAAGCCAAAAUUAGCACCUAGGGCCUUAAAUAAAAUAGAUACCCCACGAAAUGAAAUAAUUUGAAGGGUGGGAGGGAAUGGCAGGUGGGAAACUUAAAAACUUUUUCCCCCAAGAAUGCAAGAUACUUUUACAGCUACUGUAGUUACUCUUCAUGUUCUUCUUGCUUCAGCUAGGAAUGUUUUGAUGGUAAAUUCUGUCACGGUAAUAUGUUUCUGUUUUCCUAACCUGAGGUUUUUAGGAUGGUUUAAAGGGAGGUGUUUGAAUGAGGCCUAAUUUGAAAAUUACCGGCCUUGCUCCUCCUGGUAUGAACCAAGGAAACACUGUACCUUGCUCUUGGCAGCUCUCAUGGCCUGAAAGAGAAAAUGCAUGGCCUCCAGGUGAGUGAAUCCCGCCUUUUCCACAGCUUAGAUCAGACCCUGUGUUUUUCAGACUAUGAGGCCCGCUUCUUUGAUAGUCUGAGGAGUGGCUAGGAUACUUGGUAUUCAGUUGGUUCCAUUAUUAAUGUAUGAUUUUUAAACACCAAGACUUAAAAUAUCAGAUAAUGUUGCAUGUUUUAAAAACCAUUUCAUCCCUUUGGCUACCCAGGACCAACGCUAUUUUAGAUAUUGCUUAUUUAUAAAAAUGAGGAUAAUGAUUAUAUGUACAUAUUCAGACAUCAAAAUUUAAUGACAAGUGUUUUUGAGAAGGGAUGAAUGCUGGAGAAAGAACUGCUGAUUGAAAUGCUGACAGUUGGAGAAAGAAUUUGAAGACGGUGGAAUAAACUAUGAACUCUGCUAAUGGUAACAAAUUUUUUUACUAUAGUAUAGUAGUACAUUGUGCACUCUAUUGCUAAGGAUCUAAUUUUGUCUUGUAAAAUAAAUCCAAAUAUGUAUUGUGAAACAUCUGUAUAAAACCAUUCUUGAAACAAGUGAUUACAUGCCUGUUUUUUAUUUGUUUUGGUAGAAUUAUUUUAAAUAUGUUUAGCCAAAUCCUUCCCAAGCUUAAGGUUUUUUUGUUUUGUUUUGUGUGUGCGUGCGUGUGUGUGUGUGUUUCAAGGAAAAUAAAUCGGUAAGAAAGAUAAUAGUUCUGUAUCUCUGCUCAUUGAGAACUCUAGGCUGUCUCCAUUUCCAGCCACUUUCUGUUUAUUGUUGGCAGAAAUAUGCUUCGGAUUGUAAGUCUUCCUUGAUAAUACAAAUUCAGUCAAAACUUCUUUGCCUUGCUCAGUCAUUGUCCUACAAAUUUGGCUGAACUAGAGGCCCAGGUGGAUGAAUACCUGGGCAAACCAUGUGAAACUUAGGUGGGUUUUAUACUUUUAAUGGAGUUGGUGAAAUUGAACUCUUGAACUUAGGUAGCUAUUUUAACUCAAGGAAAAGGCAGCAAAUCCAUCCCCUCAAUUGAUAAAGAAGGGGGAAAUUUUUGAUGUAAGAACUCUGACACAACGUAGUUUUCUUCAGUCUACCCUGGAUGGCUCUAGCAGGCCACGGUCCAACUACCUUAAGGUUCUUUGCUGUGGGAACUUUAAACAAACCAACCAAAAAGUAAGCUUUGGUCUUGCUCAUUUCUGGGAAGGGUUUUGUUGCGUUAUACUGAUAGUUGAUUAAUAACUGAUAAUUAUGAGAAACUUAGGUACGAUAGCACUGUCUGAAGUAACAUGAUUUGGGGGCAGCAGCUCCCUAUCAACUCUGCAUUUGGCAAGUGUUUUUAAAAAUUCAGAUCCCAAGGGAACAACACCCUGUCACCAGUCUCCACUGCAGUCUGAGGCAGCUACUUUAUGGAUAAGACCAUUUUGGAUUAUACACGCAGAAACAUUUCUUUUUUGUAAUGGGGCGGGGUGGGGAGUGAGUUGCUGGAGCUUGGGUUACAGUUUGCUGGGUUUAGAAGCAGCCAGUGAUUGAACUAGUGAGUAGAUGGAUAAGAGUAUAAUAAAGGACUUGUUUUUAUGGUAGCUUUUCUGUAAAAAUCUUACAUGUUCCUUUUUAGGCUAGCCAGGUAUAUCUACGUACAGGUGACUAUUCUGUUUUCCUCACUGACUAUGCUGUAACAUUAAAAUGGAUUAAAGAAAACAAAACUCUGCCUUUUGCUCUAUGAAAAGUUACUAGUCCAUAAGAUGUUAAGCUCUGUGCUUAUUCCUACUCUGAAAAUGCACGGCUCUGCUCUGGAUACCCUCUCUGGAAGGUUUUAGAAAGCUCCUGGUUAUGUAUGGCACAUCGCAGGGCUUUCUCAUACAUUUCUGGCAGAUUUGCCUGAAUCCUCAGAUGGCCUGGGUUGUAUGUACAGCAUCCCCUCUCCGAAAUAUGGGAUCUGACAUAAAUACACUGAUAGUGAUGAUAGAUGUAUUAAUUUUUAAAACUGUAAAGUAAAUGUGGUCUCUAGUCCUAGGUUUGUGGUGUGUUCAUUUGUGUUAAUGUGCAGGGAAGGGACACUGACUUGAUGGUUAUGGGGAGCGUAUCUUGAUAUGUGGGCAGGGGUGAGUAUUGCUAAAUUAUUAACAGCUUUUCAUUUAGGGGUGAGUCAUAUGAUGAGUGGCCUAAUCAGAAAAAUGAAGGAGCGAAGAUGCAAGCUUUGCCAAGUGAUAAAGUAAACAAGGUUUUGUACCUUUUUUUUAUCAGGUGUUGUAAAAUUUGUGCAUGGCUUUUUUUGUUGUGGCUUAUUAGUAAUUGGUAGAGGAGAAAAGAUGAGGAAAACCCCUCAGCUUUGCUAACCAAUCUUUUCAGAGGUACAUAGUUGGGGAGUAAAAUCUGACUGGCCCUAAUGUGUUGAAAAGAUCCUAUCCUUUAUAAUAUUCACCCCAUCCUGUAAUCCUUCGUGUAGAAAAACGACCUUGUUGUAUUCUAGUAAUUCGCUGUGAUUUAUAACAAACCAGUGAUGUCAUUCUGUUGUGCACUUCUGUCAAACCAUUUACGUGAAUUUAAUAAACAUAGUAAACUUCCUGACUGCACCAGAGGUCUGUUAGUGAUUUAUAUAUUGCAUGACAUUUUCUAUUUGAGUUUGACAUGUAGAAUCAUUUUUAAUUUCGUGGCAAUUGACAGUCCUAAUAGUCCAGCUAAUUUGAAACUAACAAUAUUGCUGUGUAAAAGGAAAAAAAUGGUGUUUAUGUUCAGUAAAUAU
Messenger RNA from Neomonachus schauinslandi (Hawaiian monk seal), 7326 nucleotides. RefSeq names its product fem-1 homolog B (gene FEM1B). Gene Ontology annotation, molecular function: protein binding. Lineage: Eukaryota; Metazoa; Chordata; Mammalia; Carnivora; Phocidae. The coding region runs from base 685 to 2568 and encodes 627 amino acids. The transcript has 2 exons. The record is from RefSeq and is a predicted model, not a curated record.